AUGCAGAUCAACCGCAACAUAGUGCCCAACUUCUACCGUGUCCUUCAGGAACAGGAUGAGCAGAAGCAGAUUUCAAAUGCGCAAGAACUUAAGGAUGCAUUCGCUACGCUAGUGAAUGCCGCCGACUCACAAGGCCCAUUCUUCCUGGGAGCUAAUAUAUCAUUUGUGGAUGUCCAGGUGGCUCCCUGGAUCAUCCGAUUGAGCCGCGUCCUGAAGCCCUACCGCGCUUGGCCGGACCCCGACGCAGGGAGCCGAUGGGGCGCCUGGGUUAACGCGAUCGAAGCUAAUGAGCACGUCAAAGCGACAAGUGACGAUGAACUCUAUAUUGACAGUUAUGAACGAUAUGCCCAAAACCGCCCCAACACUUCUCUGCUGGCGAGUGCGAUCAACUCUGGGAGAUCUCUUCCAUGA
This is a messenger RNA of Aspergillus oryzae RIB40, 411 nucleotides long. RefSeq lists its product as uncharacterized. The coding region runs from base 1 to 411 and encodes 136 amino acids. The transcript has 2 exons. Gene Ontology annotation, cellular component: cytoplasm. Lineage: Eukaryota; Fungi; Ascomycota; Eurotiomycetes; Eurotiales; Aspergillaceae. The record is from RefSeq and is a predicted model, not a curated record.